AUGGAUUUCUUCUACUCCACAAAACAGUCCGGCUUUGAGUCCCGAGACUCUUCCCAAUACAUCUCCCGCUCCAUGUGCGGUAUGGCUCAAAAUGAGCUGGCUGACCGGUCUGCCGGUUGUAUCAGCCCUGCGGCCGACGACAGCAAGUUGCGCAAUCCUCAGCGACGUCGUGUUCCGGUUGCAUGUCGCCGGUGUCGAAAGAGAAAGAUCAAGUGCAGUGGCGACACCGGCGAUGGCCAGGGUUGCUCUAAUUGCCGCGGUGCCGGCAAUACGGACUGCCAAUUCCUACGAGUCCAGUCAGAGAGUCUGGGUACCUUCAGCCAGUUCCCUUAUCCUUCCCCAGGAGCAGCGAUAGCAUCAUCUCAUCUUGGAGGCAUCUUUACACCUCAAGCUACCAGAAAGUCUAUGCUUCCGAUGGGCUCACCUCAAACUCGUAUGACUGGGUUUCCACGGACCCCAGAAUUUGACCUGGCUGAUUCUCACGUCUUUUCGCGGCCGAUAGGCGUGGAUUCGAUUCCCUACGAGAACGAGCAAUCGGUCAACUACAGCCAGUCUCCAGCGUACAUGCUCCCCAACGCACCAUCAGGGUCGAACAUCGACUAUGGAACGGCGCCAUGGAACCCUAAAAUCUGGGAUUCUAUUUUCAGCAGGCAAAACAAUGGAGUCAUAUACCCAGAUCCGGAGACUAACGACUCUCUCAAUCAAUCUCCCUAUUCCUACAUGAUUCCCAGUCAAGGAAUAUCGUCGACCGAUAUUUCUCAGCCCAAUUCUGCUGCCAUGCCUGUGGUUUCUUCAGCAGAAGGUCCUGGGACGGAUCGGACACUUCCAACUCCAACUUGCUCCAGUAAUGCAGCAACUCUGAACAUUCUUUCACCCGAGCCAAAUCUAGUCCAACUCUCUGAGUACAAGGGCAAUUAUUGGAACCAGCGUGGUGGCACCUCGCCUGACUCACGAAUACCCGCCCAUACCGUCCCCAGCAACGCACCCAAGUGCACAACCAGCACAGCUCCGAAUCUCCUUUUCACCUACGUGCCUAUGCCAACAACAACCGACGAAAGAACACCCACUUUAUCCACCCCAGCAACAGGCUCCUCCUCAUCAACCAGCGCCACGUCAUUUACUGGCCUAGAUCUCGUCGAUCACGAAUACAGAAGUAUACCUGACGACCGCCAUUUAUCGCACAAACACAGCGCCGGCCAACGUCUCGCUAUGUUAAACGAGUGCACACCCGACAUCUACGGCUACAGCAGCGAGAAGAAACCCCGCGACUCAGCAACCCUAAUGAACGGCCUCUCCUACCAGCGUGUACGGCAUCCAGACACCUCGGGCCCUUUCUCAUUCAACAUCCUCCCAGAUACACUGCCAGAGUAUCACCGCGUGGUCGAGAAUGUCCAUAGGCCCCCCCAUCUCACCGCUGGGUAA
Penicillium maclennaniae is the source of this 1422-nucleotide messenger RNA. RefSeq lists its product as uncharacterized. Gene Ontology annotation, biological process: regulation of DNA-templated transcription. Gene Ontology annotation, molecular function: zinc ion binding; DNA-binding transcription factor activity, RNA polymerase II-specific. The coding region runs from base 1 to 1422 and encodes 473 amino acids. The transcript has 3 exons. NCBI's taxonomy places the organism in Eukaryota, Fungi, Ascomycota, Eurotiomycetes, Eurotiales, Aspergillaceae. The record is from RefSeq and is a predicted model, not a curated record.